This is a messenger RNA of Nannospalax galili (Upper Galilee mountains blind mole rat), 2346 nucleotides long. RefSeq names its product regulator of G protein signaling 16 (gene Rgs16). Lineage: Eukaryota; Metazoa; Chordata; Mammalia; Rodentia; Spalacidae. The record is from RefSeq and is a predicted model, not a curated record. The coding region runs from base 148 to 756 and encodes 202 amino acids. The transcript has 5 exons.
AGCCAAGGUCCGGGUAUGUGCAGACAGAUCGACUCCAUCUGUGCAGACUAGCACUUAGGUCUGCCUGCACUUCGCCUCCUCGCGUUCGGGAGCCCCCAGGAGCCCACCACGGUCCUCCCCACGUCGUGCUGCCCUGCGCCCGCAACCAUGUGCCGCACACUGGCCGCCUUCCCCACCACCUGCCUGGAGAGAGCCAAAGAAUUCAAAACACGUCUGGGAAUCUUUCUUCACAAAUCAGAGCUGGGCUUUGAUAGUGGGAGCAUUGGCAAGUUCGAGUGGGGCAGUAAACACAGCAAAGAGAGUAGAAGCUUCUCAGAAGAUGUGCUGGGAUGGAGAGAGUCCUUUGACUUGUUGCUGAGCAGUAAAAAUGGAGUGGCUGCCUUCCACGCUUUCCUAAAGACAGAGUUCAGUGAGGAGAACCUGGAGUUCUGGCUGGCUUGUGAGGAGUUUAAGAAGAUCCGGUCCGCCACCAAGCUGGCCUCCAAGGCUCACCGCAUCUUUGAUGAAUUCAUUUGCAGUGAAGCUCCUAAAGAGGUGAACAUAGACCAUGAGACCCGGGAGCUGACCAGGACGAACCUGCAGGCUGCCACGGCCAGUUGCUUUGAUGUGGCCCAAGGGAAGACCCGCACCCUGAUGGAGAAGGACUCUUAUCCACGCUUCCUCAAAUCACCUGCUUACCAGGACCUGGCUGCCCAAGCCUUAGCUUCCUCCACCUCUGCAUCUAGCAGCAGCCCAGCUGAGCCUUCACACACAUGAGCCUCCAUGGCAGCAAAGAAGCCAGUGGGAAGAGAGGUGGAGUCACCCAUCCCUGAGGCGGCUGUCCUGUGUGGAAGGCAGGUUCUGCCCAGCAAGUGCGAGAGGACAGUGAAAGGAAAGACAUUCCCACAGCCUGGGUACAAAGAACUCCCCCUCCUUCAGAUACUGUGAGCUCAGUGUGGGAGAGGCUCCCCACUACAGGACCUGUCGCUGAGGACUGAUGAUGAGACUGUGGGGGCAUUUAGGGCAGAGUAAUGGUGGUACAGCAGUUAACUCUGGCUCCUGUCCUUCCUACCAGAGCAAGCUAGGAUUCGGGAUGGUUAGGGACCUUAAAAACAGGAGCUGGAAAGAACCAUACCAGCUGUUUGCCUGGGGGACAGUUGGCUUUGGUCACAUCUUGUUUUCCUCAUUCCUGGAUGGGGCACAGAAGGAACCAUGGACCCUUCCCAUCCUGUCCUCACCUACCCAGGGUCACCCCAGGGCCCUUCGCUUAGGCUUCUUAACAUUCCUCUGGGGCCAUCCUUGUAUUCUCAAUAGGGUCAAUGAGUCAAUGUGAUUCUUGCCCAGAAAGAGAUUUUUAUACCUCAAAAACUGGCCUAUGAGUCCCUUUGCAGGUCAGUAAUGAGCCCUGAAAAAGGCUCAUGUGACCCCAUCUUGCCCAUGUGACCCUAGACUGGGUGCUCUUUGUGGCCUUCUGUAGGUGGCCACCUGACCUUAUGUUUGCAACAGGGUCCACUUGUGAACAGAAUUAACCGAGCGGCUUCCCUGAGCCCUGUGCUGCCCUGGAAGAUGGGGCUCAAGAAGGAGGUAGGGGUGGGAAGGAGGCAGGAGGCAGGAGGCUUUGGGCAGCAGGGCGAGAGCUUAUGUCCAGCAAUUGGAGCGAGGGAGAAAGGGUCAUGAAGACCAAAUCUCCUGGCAGAGCCCCCAAAUCCCACUGAAAUCAAGCCAGUAUUCUCGUGGCUAUGAGAACAAGGAAAAAGAGAUGCCCCGGGGUGGAAGGGGGAGCCACGUGCUUCUUUCCCAGUGGACAUGAGAUGCCCACUGUAGUUGGGAGACAGGUGGGGCAGGGACCACCACAGCCCCGGAUGUGCAGUUGGGGAGUAGCACAGCUGCUUGUAAGGGUGAGGUUGGGGGAAAUCAGCCUGCCUGUCUGGGUCUUACCGAACAAACGUUCCAUGUUGGGACUUCCUGUACCAGAGUCUAAGAGGGCAGCAGAAUCCCCAGGCAGGUCCCAUGAGACCCAGGCUCGCUAGCACUGUUCUCUCUGCACUUGAGCUCCUCCAGGAGAAAAUUAUUUAAGUCUAAUAUAUUGUUAGUGUUGUGCUGAUUGCCUCAGCAAUUAUUUUUGUUGAUGUUGUUGCUGUUGUUAUUUAUUGUACUUUGUGUCUACUGGAGAAUCUCUGUAAGAGUUGCUGCCUGACUGUCCCUCCCCUCCACCUCCCAGACUCUACCUCUGCAAGUGUUGGGAACCACUGAGGGCCUGUCAGGAGCUCCUCAUUGUUUAAAUAUUUAUUUAUUGUGGACAAAGGGAGCUGGGUUCCUUGAUGAGUGAUGUAUGCAAUUCCUGUUUUCUUGUUUGAGCAUGUUAUA